Molecule: messenger RNA, 5266 nt
Organism: Pangasianodon hypophthalmus (striped catfish)
Lineage: Eukaryota; Metazoa; Chordata; Actinopteri; Siluriformes; Pangasiidae
Product: PH and SEC7 domain-containing protein 4
Exons: 16
Coding region: 607-3696 (1029 amino acids)
Biological process (GO): regulation of ARF protein signal transduction
Molecular function (GO): protein binding; phospholipid binding; guanyl-nucleotide exchange factor activity
Source: RefSeq, a predicted model, not a curated record
AGUGUGCAGCCAGGUGUUUUCUUUGAUUCGUCUGAUGUUUUCAGUUUAUCUUAUGCUAUCACUUUUUCUGGGUGGUUCUCAAAAACAUUCUUCUGAUGAAGAUCCAGAUAAGAUAAAGGGCUUGAUCGUGGAAGGACAGCACAGUGAGUGUGUUUGACUUCUGGAAGGCGUCUCAGGAUACAGCUUAGUGAUCUGCUGAAUAUAUGUGCACCAUGACUGAGAAGCAUUCAAAACAAGGACAAGUGGCAAAUUGCUCAUCUUGAUAUUACUCUUGUGACUUUGGUUCUGCUUUUUUUGGGGUAGUUUAUGCUCACAUGUUGACUGAGGAAGAGUUGAGGUGAGCACCAGCAGGAAAUAAAGUGGGGAUGGACCCGGAUGUGGGUUAGAUGAGUGGUUAUUUGCAGCCAGGAAGUGGAACUAUGCCUCUGUGACGCCUGCACAGAAAGUCAUUGCAACGCACAUCCGCUGUGCACGGCUUAGAGAGGAGUAGGAAAAAAACGGUGCGGGCUUAUGGCCAUUAACUGAAGUUAAUAAUAAAUUAUUAAAAAGCCUACAGAUGGACACACGACUUGCAGUGAUCACAUAGAAUCAGUUGCCUGGGAAGCCAUGGAGAGCGAUCUCAUUCUUUCUGAACAGUCUGCCUAUCCAGAACCGGAUAACUUUACGGCAGAAGAGCCAUAUUUGGAAGCCAAGCUAUACAUAGAGAGGGUGGAGCAGGAGAACCGAUGCCAGGAAGAAAACCAUGAUCCAUUGGCCACAGAUGGACCUGAACUCUUAGAACAUGGGGUUUCCAUUACAAUGUACCCUGUUAGGGUUCCCAGCAUGCAUUUCAGCUGUGCUACAGUACAGUGGGAUAUGCCACAAACUCCUGCAGAUGCUCCAUCCCAAGACUCAGGCUCAAGUGAGAUUAACUCGAGUUAUGGAUUGAGUAUGGACUGGGUAGUUAAUCCUCUAGACGUGCCUUUGUUAUGCCAGGAGGAAAUUAUUGAUCUGGUACUGGAUGAUGAACCUGGACAGACAGAGGAUGACUUGCAGCAAGGGCCAGCUAUAAAUAUAGAAGUUAACUCUUGCCAGUUAUAUGAUGCACACACAGAGGUGCAGUUUUUUGGGACACCAUCAAACGAAGAUGACCAGACACCAUUUACAGAGACCUCACAGAUGUCAGAAGUGAGUGAUGAUGGUGGAUUAGUGGACUAUGAGAAAAACAAUGAUGAGAUAGAAAGCCAUCUCUGCAUAGAGAACCCAGAGAUCCAACUGGUUCCUGAGGGUUUAGAAGUUCUUGAGGAGGAAUCCGUAAAAACAGAAAACAAUGUGCUUUUAACUGAAUCAGAGCAAGGACUUGGAGAUGUGGGAGAAACAAAAGAGGCUGGGGAGCUCAAUACCGAGGAUGAUAUCAGUGUAAUCAUAAUGACACCUUGUGUGGAAGACUGCAGUACUACACCACAGUCAGAAACAAAUGACCCAGUCCUAGAACUGGAUUCCAAACAAAGUGAGGAACCUGGUCUAAUCCAAGAGUCAGAUCCACCCCAACCAGUAGUACCACCUGAUUUGGUCUGCAAUGCUGUAGAGGCAGUAGAAACUGAAGAUUCUGAAAAUGUGGAGUUGAUUAUAAUUGCUAACGAUGAGACACUGGAGUUAGAAAAUGCAGAAACGUUUCUGGAGAUGCAAGAAUCUGUGUUGGAAGUCAAGCAAGAGGAACCAACCUGUGAAGAGCAGAUCGAAAUUACAGUGGAAGUGGAACUUCAUGAAUGCAAAGAACAAUUAAUACAACAGUUAGAAUGUUCAGACGAGGUGGAAAACUCAAAACAAGAACAAGAACAAGAAGAGUCAAAACAAGGACUUUUACUUGGUGAAGAACCUUCAGAAGGGUCAAAGCAAUCAAGUUCUAAUGAAACAGAAACGUCAGACCAGGCAAGUCAGACAAAAAGUACAGAUGACAUAGAAGCAAGUCAAGCAGAAAGUCCCAAUGCGACAGAACACUGGGACGAGUCAGAAAGGUCCACUGAAACAGACACAUCUCAAGUCUCAGAAUCAAAGGACAGUAAAGAGACCAAUCAACCAAACGAGCUCCAACAAACCGAGCAGGAAGACCACACCAACUGUGAACAACAUCAGAACCAUGACAUAGACAGUGUAAGAGAAACUGAAGAAGUAUCAUCCAAGCAUGUGCAUGUGGCAGAGGAACAACAGGAGGAAUCUGUAGAACCUGUGAUUCCCUACAAGAACGGGAACGUAGAAGUCGUGGACAGAGAAGAAGCUUGUAAACUUGCAGAGAGACUUUACAAGCUUGACAAUGUUCAGCGUACAGAUGUGGUCCGACAUCUGGACAAAGACAAUGCGUUCAGUCGUGCUGUUGGGGAGGAGUACCUGAAGUUCUUCGACUUCACUGGCCAAAGCUUGGAUGAAGCUCUUCGGUCUUUUCUGAAGGAAGUGGUUCUGAUCGGUGAGACUCAGGAGAGGGAGCGAGUGCUCGAUCAUUUCUCCAGACGUUAUCAGCAGUGCAACCCUGAGACAUUCUCCUCACCUGGAGCCGUGCUCACACUCACAUGUGCUGUCAUGUUGCUCAACACAGACCUGCAUGGACAGAAUGUUGGGAAGGCCAUGUCCCUGACUGUCUUUGUGUCUAACCUGGAUGGGAUGAACGAAGGAGAGAAUUUCAGUAAAGACUUACUGAAGAGUCUUUAUAACUCAAUCAAGAAUCACCAGCUUGAGUGGGCAGUAGAAGAGAAGGAAUUGUUGAACUCUAUAACCUUGGAGCAGGACUCGGAUCAGGAUGCGUCUCUUCGAUCGAAGAGUAACCCCUUCCAGGAUCUUGCUCAUGACAAGAAGGCCACUGUGUUCCAGAAAGGCUUCCUGAAGCGGAAAGCGCAUGCGGACAUAGACGGCAAGCGCACUCCAUGGGGAAAGAGGAGUUGGAAGACAUUUUAUGCAGUGCUUAAAGGAAUGGUGCUGUACUUGCAGAAGGAUGAAUACAGGAAGGACUGGCAGAGCUCUGAGGAGGUGCUCAGUGUCCAUCACGCUCUGGCAGAGAGAGCACAGGACUAUACCAAGCGGCCUCACGUAUUCCGCCUGCAGACCGCAGAUUGGAGGGUCUUCCUGUUUGAAGCACAAUCUACAGAGCAAAUGAACUCAUGGAUCGGCCGAAUCAACUUGGUGUCCGCUCUGUACUCAUCUCCUCCAUUUCCUGCUGCUGUUGGCUCUCAGAGGAAGUUCUGCAGACCCAUCCUACCUGCAACACAGUCUACACUCACUCUGGAGAAGCAGCUGCAGUCACAUGCCGCCAUGCUGCAGUCGUUUCAGGAGGACCUGAGCGCUUUACAGCAGGGGGCACAAGAGAGCCGCAGGGCAAAAGCCAGAGAAGUGGAGGAGCACAGACAGAAGGAGGAGUACCUGCAGCAUGAGCGAUCCCGUUAUGAGGCUUAUGUUCACAUUCUGGAUGUCUGGCAGACACUCGGAAAGUCCUCCGAGACGGUCGGCGGGACAGACCUCGCCCUUUUCGACCAGGAGCUAUGGAAAGGAGCAGACAUUGAAGAAAAGGAGGACAGUGACGUAGAUGGAGGGAUGAAGAGAUCUCAUUCCAGUCCAUCUCUCGAACUGGAAGUGGCUACUCCGCCCGUGGUGAAAGUGAGGCGUAACAUCUCGGAGAGACGGACCUAUCGCAAGAUAGUCAUUCCCCGACGUAAUCGGGAGGUAUAAGACUAAAAAUCAAACUGUUACAGACUCAUCAUUCUAAAAGUGACUGUAUUUUUACAUAAAAUCUUCAUCAAUUCUUCAGUACCCAAAUUCCUUUAUUUAAAGAGGGUUGCCUUGCAGAAUGUCCCAUAUGCAAACGUAACUUGAAAACGUUGGUCAUUUAAUUGACACAACAGCACGCUCACUUCUGAACCAACUUCAUGAGCACAUGAGCUAACAGACCAACACUUCAUUUAUGUCACUUUAUGUAUGAAAAAUAUAGUGACGUUUUCAUAUAAGUAAGCAAUCUUCACAAUACAGAAGUGUCAUAAUAGAGUAUCAUUUUAGCAAUUUACUCAGCGAUUAUUCUGAACCUACUACACUUAGAAACAAGGGUUCUACAUUUAAGCUUUUUUCUAAGAGGGUGCCAAGAACUGUUUUUAAAAAAAGGUAAAUUAGAGUUAUUUAGAGUUAUUUUUAGAGCUGGGACAAAACAAUGUAAAUAAUAUGAAGUUGAAAUAUAUCAAUUUGUCUACUAAAAAUGAGUAAUUUUUCCUUGUAUUAUGCAUUGUUGUCAUUACUGCUUUCAGUAAACAAUGAUUUAUUAGUCUUAUAUUAAAUAGUUCAGACUAAAUUGGUAUAAAAUUAUACUCAAUUUUCAAAAUGUACAAAAUAAAAACAGUUCUUGGUGGUGGACAUGGAUUUUUGGACCGUACUUAAUGUUUAACAAGUCCUGUUUACAACUCGUGAGUCAAAUGAAAACCUUAAUUUAAAAAAUAAUUUUGUUUAUUGCAAUUCGGUGCCACAAAAGUGUCAUUUUUCUACAUAAUCUCCAUUUCGUUCAAGUGUUCCAGCACUUAUGUCUCUGGAUUCCUCUAGAAAAAAAAAUUGAUUCAAUACUCUUUUAAGGUUUUCAUUUGACUCACCCUUGUAUUUCCUAUAUACUGUAUAUUCCUCUGGAAAAAAAAAUGCUCUUCAGGGGUUUUUGGGAUGGCUAAAAGAUUGCUCCUAGAACCCACUCUGAUGGGGAAACACCCUGUUGUAUGGCUCCAUAUCAAAACCUUCAAGAGUUCCCUGGUGUAGUGACAGAUUGUGUCCACAAGAGGGAGCCUGUUGCUUGUUUGUCUGCAGUAAGUGCACUAUAGACUAUAAUCCAAGUAUCUCAAAGGGCUGAAUUCAGAUCACAGCGUUUCAGAUCUCCUGAUUUAGGACCAAAAUCUAAACUUAAGUAUAUUAUAGUCUAUAAUGUUUUUUUUUUAAAGAAACUUCAGUGCACUGUGUAAGCUGUGACAUGAUGAAAAAAAUUACAGAAUUACUGAAUGUUCUUAUUUUUUAACAGAAGAAUUUUUCGAACUUUUUUUUUUAAUGUCAUGCACAUUAUUGUUUGCACAUUAUUAGAAAUAUCAGUUUGACUUUGCUAUAAAUAAAUUAAAUUUAUUUUAAAGAUAUUUUACAGAUUUGUGUCAUAUUAAAUAUACAUAUGCAAUAUUUUGUUAUAUUAAAUGAAGUCCUGUCUUUAAAAAUGUUUCUAGAUACUGCAUUGUUUCCCUUGAAGCAAUAUUUCACUGUUUCUGGAGCUCAUACAUUGUUUUUG